This is a messenger RNA of Prunus avium (sweet cherry), 703 nucleotides long. NCBI's taxonomy places the organism in Eukaryota, Viridiplantae, Streptophyta, Magnoliopsida, Rosales, Rosaceae. The record is from RefSeq and is a predicted model, not a curated record.
UCUCUUCUAAUGAAGCUGGUUUUUGGGUUCUGCUUAAGGCAAGGCAGUGGCCAACAUGACCCCGGCUGCCAGGACAUGCACGUGCUCUUCCACAUCACCACUACUCUCUGUAGGCUGAGAGUUAUUGUUCUUGGAGUGAGACCUGCUGUAAUAAGAAGUGGCGUAGGCAUCCACCAUCAAAGUCCCAAUGGCAGCAACCAAGCCCAGCGAAGGGUAAAAAAGAAGGCAAAAACACAUUUCUCCGGUAUGGAGUUGCAAAGAAACUACUCCCAAUCGAAGGAUGGCUCAAAUCCUGGUGUUCGAGGACUCAUAACCCCACAGACAAAGAAUUCAACAAAGUCCUGUUGCAAACAGAGAAUGCAACCUAAAGCCUUUCCUUGUCCAAGUUGCAUAUGGAGAAAUAUUGGAUUGAGCUUAUCAACUGAGGUGCCCCAAAGAAAAAGCAAGAAGUGCUCAUCUAAAGCCUUUCCUUGGCCAAGUUGCAUAUGGAGAAAUAUUAGACUGGGCUUAUCAACUGAGGCGGCUUAAAGAAAAAGCGAGAAGUGCUCAUCUAAAGCUGUGACCAUCAUAGGCCCAAUUAGAAGCUACCAUAAAAUUGUACAAUGGGCCCAUUCCAUUACAAGUCUCAAGUCCAAUAGACUUGUUCAUUAAGAAUCCAAUUGGCAAACAAUUGGUGCAAAAUCUCAAGUGCGCAAAUUAUGGA